GUUAAGAAUCUGGGUUGGUCCAUGGGCAUGCCUCAAGGAAAAGCAUUUGAAUCAUCCAAAGAAUUGUUUUAUGGGUUUUUUGUCACAAGUUCUUGAGUUACUAAAUACAGGGUCACACCGCAUUUCAUCCUUUCUACAAGUGGAAUGCUAUUCUCUGCAUAACCUUGUUUUCCCCUCCUCUCUAACAAUGAAGGAUUUCUCCUCUUUCUUCCUCUGGCUCCUUCUCAUUUUCUUUUUCGCAACUCCUAAUGUUAUUUUGACAGCGCAUGCUUUCACGGGGACAUAUGGAGUGUGCUAUGGAAGAAUCGCAGAUAAUAUACCUGCGCCUAGUAGCGUGGUGACCCUCCUCAGAGCGGCAAAGAUCAAGAACAUCAGAAUCUAUGAUGCUGAUCAGUCCGUCCUCACCGCCUUUAAGAACUCUGGUAUUGAAAUAGUCGUCGGCCUUGGUAACGAGUAUUUGAAAGAUAUAAGCGUAGGUGAGGACCGCGCGAUGAAUUGGAUUAAAGAGAAUGUCCAGCCAUACCUCCCAGGGACCAGCAUCCGUGGAAUCGCUGUAGGAAAUGAGAUUUUAGGAAGUACUGAUCCCGAACUUUGGGAAGUCUUGCUUCCAGCAGCUGAAAAUGUCUAUAACGCGCUUCACCGUCUAGGCUUGACCAAUAGCAUUCAAGUCCAGACUGCGCAUUCGGAAGCCGUCUUUGCGACUUCAUACCCUCCUUCUGCAGGGGCUUUCAAGGAGGAUGUCCUUCAAUACAUGAAGCCUCUUUUACAGUUCUUCUCCCGGAUUGGAUCUCCAUUUUACAUAAACGCAUAUCCCUUCCUAGCAUAUAAGAGCGAUCCUGAGCACAUCGACGUAAACUACGCCCUGUUCCAAUCAAAUCAGGGCAUACAUGAUGAUAAGACGAAUUUGCAUUACGACAACAUGUUUGAGGCUCAGGUAGAUGCAGCAUAUGCAGCUCUUGAAAAGGUCGGGUUCCCAAAAAUGGAGAUCAUUGUGUCGGAAACAGGCUGGGCUUCCAAGGGUGAUGCAGACGAAGCUGGGGCCACAAUGAAGAACGCCAAGGCUUACAACUCUAACCUGCGUAAAAAGCUUGCGAAAAAAAAGGGCACACCUUACAGACCUAAGAUCGCAGUGAAGGCAUACGUGUUCGCGUUGUUCAAUGAAAAUUUGAAGCCCGGACCAACCUCCGAAAGGAACUUCGGAUUGUUUAAGGCUGAUGGGAGCAUCUCGUACGAUAUUGGGUUUACUGGUCUUGUAUCUUCUAAAGCAGCCUCGACUCGGAUCUCUUUCAAGGAGUUUUUUAGUUCUUCCUACAUGUUGGCGCUCACAACUGGUGCGGCUGUGCUCCUUCUAAACUCAUUUUCGUAAGAACAAGACAGUCCGGAGUUCUCUCAAGUCCUAGUACACAUUUGAAGCCAACCCAGAAACCAGAGCAUUAAUGUUCUCAAUUUGUAUAUCCAUGUGUAGCUAUCUGAUUCAUUCAAGUAACAUCCAAUUCUUUCAAAUAUUCAUCCAAACUGUACAGGCUGGAGACCUGAACGCAAUUGUGAAUUAACAUCUCCUUAUUCUUGCUUCUGCAAA
This is a messenger RNA of Syzygium oleosum, 1579 nucleotides long. RefSeq names its product glucan endo-1,3-beta-glucosidase 14. Lineage: Eukaryota; Viridiplantae; Streptophyta; Magnoliopsida; Myrtales; Myrtaceae. Gene Ontology annotation, cellular component: plasma membrane. Gene Ontology annotation, molecular function: hydrolase activity, hydrolyzing O-glycosyl compounds. Bases 71 to 1366 code for a protein of 431 amino acids. Gene Ontology annotation, biological process: carbohydrate metabolic process. The transcript is spliced from 3 exons. The record is from RefSeq and is a predicted model, not a curated record.